Malania oleifera is the source of this 6162-nucleotide messenger RNA. RefSeq lists its product as uncharacterized. The transcript is spliced from 8 exons. Bases 209 to 5341 code for a protein of 1710 amino acids. NCBI's taxonomy places the organism in Eukaryota, Viridiplantae, Streptophyta, Magnoliopsida, Santalales, Ximeniaceae. The record is from RefSeq and is a predicted model, not a curated record.
AUUCAUCAUACAAACGAGGAGCGAUCUGGUAAGAAUGUGCUCUCUCAUCAUCGCCUGCCUUCCUCCCCAGCUCUGUACUUUACUUUCUCUCUCUCUCCCUACUUCCUCCUACGGUCUUCCCAAAUGUGUACCACACUGAAAUCCUAGAAAAACCUUUUCUCUCUUUCUCUAUUCCUCAAUACACAAUACUUCUACUGAUCAGUUUGUGAUGGAAAUCCCUGAAGAAGAAGCAGAUGAUCAGGGCUCAGGAUGGUUCCAAGUGAAGAAGAAGCAUAGAAGUAACUCAAAGUUCUCUCUACAAAGUUGGGUUGGCGGAUUUUCGGGAAAGCACACAUCACAGUUAGUGCAUAGUCGACCUUCAUUGAGUGACAAACAUGGAAAUUUACAUGGCAAACAUAGAUCCAACUAUGCAAAGGCAGGGGCAGAAAUUGCCGCAAACAACCAGGGGAAUGUUGCAACUUCUACUUCUGUAUUGAGUAAAGAUGAAAAGGAUGUGCAUGACUCUGAUAAAUGUAUGGUUGAUCAAGACAAUGAGUGCUCGAAAUCAUCCGUGUUGGGAACUGUUGUUGUUACACAUUCUAAUAGUAGUACUGGGGACCCAAAAGAAAUUCCUCAAACUGAUAAGCCUAGCAUGGUUCAUAAAAUUAAAUGGGGUGAUCUUGAAGAUGAUGCUUUGUUGCUGCAUUGUGAAAAAACUGAUGGAGCUGAGACCCAUUUUGGUGAUGCCGGGGUUGAUAGUGCAGCAGUUGGCAGCAAAUCUGAGAAUGCUGGUAUUUUGGCUGCAUGUGAUCCUUCUUGUAGUGAAUCCCAAGAGAACAAAUUGGUGCGAACAUCUUUAGAUGCAAAUGUUGGCCCUCAUCAAAUGCCUUUGCUAUCUUGUAAGGAUGAAUCUUUUGAGAGUAACUGUAAAGAGCUGAGUGAAUUAUCUUCCAAAGAUGUGAAUUUUCCAAUAAUAGAUGGUCGAAUGGUCGACCUAAGCAACGAUCUUUCAAAUUGCACGGUAAACCAUGAACCAAACAAUGACAGCUCACUAAGCUUUAGUUGUCCAUCUGGCGAAAAGGCUGAGGCACAUGUUGUCAUGUCAGAGGAACAUGAUUUGAGAAUUUCUGAAGUAUCAGUUAGAGAUGGGGGUAACACAGUGAUGAUUGGCCAAGAAUCUGAUAAUAUACCUGAAACUUCAGCAGUCUCUGAUGUGACAACUUCUGUGGAAGGCUCUAGGGAUCUUCAGGAUGGUACACUUGAAGAUGAUUUGUCAAGAGUCCAGUUUGUGGCUGCCAUUGGAGAAGCUGAUGCUGGUGAAGGAAAAGAAAGGUUUAGGCAGCGGCUUUGGUGCUUUUUAUUUGAGAACCUUAAUAGGGCUGUGGAUGAACUUUAUCUUCUCUGUGAAUUAGAAUGUGAUUUGGAGCAGAUGAAAGAGGCCAUUCUGGUCCUUGAAGAAGCUGCAUCUGAUUUUAAGGAACUAAAUAGUAGAGUGGAGGAAUUUGAGAACAUGAAAAAGACCUCAUCUCAAGUAAUAGAUGGGGUGCCAAUGACAAUGAAGAAGACUGAUCACCGCAGGCCACAUGCUCUCUCGUGGGAGGUCCGGAGAAUGACAACUUCACCUCACAGAGCAGAAAUUCUGUCUUCAUCUCUUGAGGCUUUUAAGAAAAUUCGACAGGAAAGAGCUGGCAUGAGUCUUGCUAAUGAUGUGAAACCCCCAGGGGUUGAAUGUCCUAAUGACCAAAAUAUAGCCAGUGAUACUCUGAAGAAGUCAGCUCAGAGAAGUUUUUUAGCAACAAAUUCUAAAGAUUUGAUGAUCAAGUCCAGAAAGCAGAGUCGAGGUCCAGAUCUCACUCAGAGAAACAUAAUUGGAGAGAAGCGGAGUGUUGAAUCAAGCAGGUCCAACAAAAUAGCGCAAAAUGGUCGGGUCCCUCCACAGAACUCAUCCACUGCUGAUUCCUAUUCAAUGAGGCCACCUCUUAAAGACAGUUAUUCUGCUUCUGCAGCUGGAAAGUGCAAGAAAGAACAACUCGGAUUUACAUUUGAAAAAGAAAAACUUCUGCCAAGGAAAGAUGAUAUCUUGACCAAUAGUAUUGUUGAGAAAAACCCCAAGUGCAUGGAUCUCCUGAAGAGGCAAGAUAAGGAAAAGGAAAUGAAAAAUGCAACUUCACGGAAGUCCAUGGAUGCUUGGAAAGAAAAAAGAAAUUGGGAGGACAUACUCGCAUCACCAUUCCGUGUUUCUUCCCGUGUUUCACAUUCACCAAGCAUGAAUAGGAGAAGUGCUGAGCGUGCUCGUGUUUUGCAUGAUAAACUAAUGUCUCCUGAGAAGAAGAAGAAAACUGCUUUGGAUCUGAAAAAGGAAGCAGAAGAAAAGCAUGCUCGAGCAAUGAGGAUUAGAAGUGAGCUAGAGAACGAGAGAGUGCAAAAGCUUCAGCGUACCUCAGAAAAGUUAAAUCGUGUUAAUGAAUGGCAGGCUGUUCGCAGCAUGAAGCUACGAGAGGGAAUGUAUGCUCGCCACCAACGUAGUGAAUCUCGGCAUGAAGCUUUUCUUGCUCAAGUUGUGAGAAGGGCAGGUGAUGAAAGCAGUAAGGUUAAUGAGGUUCGUUUCAUUACUUCCUUAAAUGAAGAGAAUAAAAAGCUUAUGUUGCGCCAGAAACUUCAUGAUUCAGAGUUGAGGAGAGCUGAAAAACUUCAAGUUAUAAAAACUAAGCAAAAAGAGGACAUGGCGAGAGAAGAAGCUGUUUUGGAGCGUAGGAAACUUAUUGAAGCUGAAAAGUUACAGCGUCUUGCUGAGACACAGCGAAAAAAGGAAGAGGCUCAAGUGAGAAGGGAAGAGGAACGCAAAGCGUCAAGUGCAGCACGUGAGGCAAAGGCUAUAGAGCAGCUUCGGAGAAAGGAGGUUAGAGCCAAGGCCCAGCAAGAAGAAGCUGAACUUCUGGCACAAAAAUUAGCUGAGAGACUUAGUGAAAGUGAACAACGUCGUAAAUUUUACUUGGAACAAAUACGGGAGAGAGCGUCAAUGGACUUCAGGGAUCAAUCUUCACCUUUGUUGCGCCGGUCUUUGAAUAGGGGGGAGAAUCAGGGAAGAUCUACUCCAACCAACAAUGCUGAAGAUUGCCAAGAAAACAACUCGGGUUUAGGAGGUUCUUCUCUUUCAACUGGAAAUAUUGCACCACAACAUUCACUAAAACGAAGGAUCAAAAGGAUUAGGCAAAGGCUUAUGGCUCUAAAACAUGAGUUUCCUGAGCCUCCAGUUGGUGCUGAAAAUGGUGGUAUUGGAUAUAGAACAGCUGUGGGAACUGCCAGGGCAAAAAUUGGGAGGUGGCUUCAAGAACUUCAAAGACUUCGGCAAGCAAGAAAAGAAGGAGCUGCAAGUAUAGGCCUUAUAACUGCUGAAAUGAUUAAGUUUUUAGAGGGAAAGGAGCCUGAACUGCAUGCAUCUCGCCAAGCCGGUCUGCUUGAUUUUAUUGCUUCUGCCCUGCCAGCUUCUCAUACAUCAAAACCUGAAGCUUGCCAGGUGACCAUAUACCUCUUAAGACUUCUGAGGGUGGUGCUAUCAAUGCCUGCAAACAGGAGUUAUUUUCUUGCACAGAAUCUCUUGCCUCCAGUCAUUCCCAUGUUGUCAGCAGCUCUUGAGAACUAUAUCAAGAUUGCAGCUUCUUUGAAUGUGCCUGGCGGCAGCAACUCAUUAUUGAGCAAAUCAUAUGAGAAUUUUGAGUCAAUCUCUGAAGUACUGGAUGGUUUCUUGUGGACUGUAACAACAAUAAUGGGCCAUAUAAGCUCUGAUGAAUGCCAACUCCAAAUGCAGGACGGUUUGCUGGAGCUUGUGGUUGUAUACCAGGUUAUUCAUCGACUGAGGGAUCUUUUUGCUCUCUAUGAUAGGCCUCAGGUGGAAGGGUCGCCAUUUCCUUCAUCUAUUAUUUUAAGUAUAAAACUAUUGACUGUUCUGACAUCAAGACCUGGAACUAUUUCUUCUAUUGAUUGGGAAUCUUUUCCAAUUGAAACAGCGAGAGUAGAUGAAAUUAAAGAAGGUAAAUGUGCAAACAUCACUGGUUUUGUAAAUUCUUUGGUGAAUAACUCCAGUGGAGAUCCUAGAACUCCAUUAUCUACACUAAACUGUAGCAUGGCACUGACUUUGCCUGAUGUCCCGGAGGAUAGGCCAUUAGAAGAAUUUUGUCCGCAUAAUAGAAGUGAUGAGUCAGUAUUUGUAGGCAGCCAUCGUGAGAAGGAGCUGGCUGAUGUUGCAACCAAGUCAGAUAGUGCCAACACUAACGUGACAGAUGCUCCUGAUGAAUUUCAGAAAAAUCCCAUUGCGGAUUCUUCCAAUUCUUUUCAACUUAAGAAGGAUGAAAAUAUCAUGAUGGAUACUGGUGCAGGGACAAAGAAUGAUAAUUUGUUGAUAUUAAAGCAAUCGGGGGCAUCACUUCUUUCUGCCAUGUCAGAAACUGGUCUAGUUUGUCUCCCAUCUCUUUUGACAGCUGUAUUGUUGCAGGCAAACAAUAAAUUGUCGUCUGAAGAGGCAUCAUAUGUCCUUCCAUCAAAUUUUGAAGAAGUGGCAACUGGAGUGCUGAAGGUUUUGAACAAUUUGGCUCUUAUGGAUAUUUCUCUUGUUCAGAGAAUGCUAGCUAGGCCGGACUUGAAAAUGGAAUUUUUCCACUUGAUGAGUUUCCUUCUUUCUCACUGCACUAGCAAGUGGAGAAGAGCUACUGAUCAGGUUGGCUUGCUUCUGUUAGAGUCUUUAUUGCUUCUUGGCUACUUUGCGUUGUUCCACCCUGGGAAUCAAGCUGUCCUUCGAUGGGGGAAGAGUCCUACUAUCCUUCAUAAGGUAUGCGAUCUCCCAUUUGUGUUCUUCAGUGAUCCAGAAUUGAUGCCAGUCAUGGCUGGCACACUUGUUGCUGCCUGCUAUGGGUGUGAGCAGAACAAGGGUGUGAUUCAGCAAGAAAUUAGUACAGAUAUGCUUGUGUCCUUGUUAAGAUCUUGCAGAAGUGGUUUGUCUGCAGUUAAAUUGGAUCAGAAUAUAGAGAAUCCCUCGUCAGAUGAUUCUGUUGCUGAAUGUAAUUUGUUAGGUCCUGAAUAUAGAAAGCUUCAAGGUGAUAUCCCUCUAAGACCCAACCGUUGUACCACAAGAAGCAAUCGAGUUGCUGUGGGGAAAGGUAGUACUUCAGGAACCAACACUAAAAUUGGCAAAGCACGAAACCGAAGAGAUAAAUCUACAAAAAAUUUUGAAGAAAUGGCUCUGAAGCACAAUCUACUGGCUUCAGACAAUUCUUCUACAUUAAUGUUGCACUGUAGAUUCCCCCGUAGUUUCAUUGAUAAAGCAGAGCAGUUCUUUUCAACUGAGAUUAGUGGCCAGUGUGGGUGAGGUUUUGAGUCCUCUCUAGGCUGAAAGGUUGUCCAAUUCCCAUUUUUAGUAGUAGCAACUACUGUGAUGCUCUUGCAAUUGUCUGGGAGUUGCAGCUGCACAUAGAGGACUCACUUUUCUCAAUUUUAAGUAGUGACGAGGGAUCCCAUUCAGAAACAAGAACUGCAGCUGGCGCUAUGAUCUUUGGCAGCAGCAUUUGGACUGCCGGGCUGGGCGUGGUUCAGUUAACCAAACCAUUCUAUUAAAACACAUUUGAUGAACACAGGUUGGGUUGGCCAACUGCUGAUCCAUACCAUAGCCUUCCCCCCCUGGCAUUGGUGGCAUGUAAAUUUUGUCUUGAACCCAAAACUCUAGUCUUAUUCGUGGACGUCCUUUGGACCCCUCCUCCCCUUGGGCGGCACCAAGUUGGGGGCUGGAAGCAGCACUUGGGGUUCGUCAGUAUUUGGCCUUCAUGCAUAAUUGAAUCCAACACAUUAGGACUUGGGGUUACCAUGAGCUUGCUCCUGGGGCGUCCGCCCAUGUCCAAUUCCUUUAGACAUGUGAGGGCAUGUUGCUGUAUUUUGUUCCCAAGUCCUAAUUCCAGUUUCGAAGGUUUCUGCUUCUCUAAUUUAAUUUUUUUCUACGUCAGCGAGUUCUUGCUUGUUGCACCUUGUACUGGGGAGGGAGUCCUGUCUGAAGCCAAACGCCUGCCAUUUGUUAGAUCUCUAGGCUCCAGAAUUUAAUUUGAUAGAUGUAUUGGAAACUCUAUUUCACAGAAUUUUUUUUUGGAGUUUGGGGAACAUUAAGAAAUGGAAAGGAAAUGAGAAAUAAUUUAUUUUUGA